AUGUGUCCUCACUGCUCCUGCACCGAUUACUUCUCCUCUCCCACUGCUGCUGCAGUCGCUGCUUCGCCAAUGUCUUCACUCGGCCAACGAUUGCCCAAAAUAUGCAUAGUAAUCUUUUUUAGCAAAAGUAAGCCAGCCCUGUCCACGGUAGAUGCUAGAACGACCACCUUUCCAGCCCUCAUUUUCGCCAUUCUCAUUCAACCGCCAUCAAUUUCACCUGACUCUCUGCAAUCUUCGCGUCAUUUCUCGGGAAUUCUCGGAGAGCUGCAUUAUGAGCAGCCAAAGGGCAGCCUCAUCCUAAAGUACAAAUGCCUUAAUUUCUUCUGCUGCCAGAUGAUGUGCCUUGGAGGGGCCGAAGAAGAGCUCACGCCAUUAACAACUGAAGCAUCACCAGCCGUGAACCACCUGGAGGAUUUCGUUACAGAGCCGUCUACUGACUCCGUUCUGGCCGCUAGCAGCGGAACUCACGCGCCAUCUGAUACUGUAUAUACUAUUGCCAUUGCAUCGGGUCCUUUUUAA
This is a messenger RNA of Echinococcus granulosus, 519 nucleotides long. RefSeq lists its product as hypothetical. The record is from RefSeq and is a predicted model, not a curated record. NCBI's taxonomy places the organism in Eukaryota, Metazoa, Platyhelminthes, Cestoda, Cyclophyllidea, Taeniidae. The transcript has 4 exons. Bases 1 to 519 code for a protein of 172 amino acids.